Molecule: messenger RNA, 1817 nt
Organism: Dreissena polymorpha
Lineage: Eukaryota; Metazoa; Mollusca; Bivalvia; Myida; Dreissenidae
Exons: 7
Coding region: 118-954 (278 amino acids)
Molecular function (GO): hydrolase activity
Source: RefSeq, a predicted model, not a curated record
UCGCUUUCACUUUUUACUCGUAAAAGAAGUGCUACCCACAAUUCCUAUCGCGUUAGACCGGUGUGUACACAAUGAUUGUAUGCAUACACAUUUCAUAGACACGUAACAUAAGACAGAAUGGACUUUGUUGAUACACAUUUUCACAACUGGGCCUUGGACAAGUUUCCGUACCCCUGGCCCACGGCGGACAUGUCGAUCUACAAGGACUACUACCCGUGCGGCCUGGAGAACGCCGUGGCCGACACGCCCGUGCAGCACGCGAUAUUCGUGCAAUGCCUGAACUGCAGCGCCGAGGAGGCCGAAUGGGUCAUGGACAUGGCGACAAGGCACCCGAUCAUUAAGGGCGUCGUAGCAGGAUUAGAUCUCACCAGCACAGCGCUCGCAGAGACCAUAAACAGAUUGAAGCCUACGGGGUUCCUGAAGGGAGCACGUCACAUCCUGGAUAUGGAGGCAGAUGAUUGGAUAACUCGUGAUGACGUCAGCAGGGGUCUUGAAAUCCUGGCCAAUCAUAACCUUACGUUUGAUUUAUUGGUUCGACCAAGGCAUUUACAGUUUAUUCCACAGGUUGUGUCGAAGCAUCCUAGACUGCGGUUCAUAAUUGACCACAUUGCUAAGCCUAAUUUCCACGAUGGCAAAAUGGGCGGCUGGAAAGAUGAAAUGACGGAAAUCGCACAAUUCCCGAAUGUGUUCUGCAAAAUAUCUGGUCUAAUAUCGGAGCAGAGAACUGACACGUGGAGAACCAUUGACUACAAACCGUUUAUUGAGCAUGUGCUCUCCGUGUUCGGGUCAGAGCGGUGCGUGUUCGGGUCGGACUGGCCGGUGUUCGAGCUUGUUGGCGCUACCUACCGGGAAAGUCUGGAUCACAUCCGGGCACUGCUCGCGCACCUGCCGGCCGGGGAGCAGGCCAAGAUAUUCAGGGACAACGCCGUGAUGUUUUAUAACCUGAAUAUUUAACACUCUUUAAAAUCGAAAAGUGUUGUCACUGAUUAACCUGUGCUGACUGAACAGUCUAAUAUGGGACAACACUUUAUGCACAUGCAUUGCGGUAAGGCUGAAACAUACUUAGCUCUUUACCACUCAGAUACAAACUGUGACGCGUGUGCAGUCAACUAGAAAAUCAUAUUAAAUUUCAGACCUUUCUUACUAGAUUCAAGUUUUAAAGGCUUCAUUUCCAAUCAUAAGAUACAGAUGAGCAGCAGACAGAAUACAGCUUGAACAAACUGCGAAUUUCUCGCAGGCUUUUGUGUUUGUAUGCUGUUUGCAUGUAGCUAUGUUCAUUCGCUUCUGAGCUUGAAAGGGCUUAUGUUCACUCCUUGAAUCAGUAGGGAGACCCAAAUAUGAUUGAACGGUUACCGGUAUUCCAAUUUAAUAAAUAGCGUUGCUUGAUCAACCGAUCUUACAGCUGUCCAUGCGUCUGAAUACGCCACUGGCGGGCCGCCUUGGGAAUAACAUGUGUAGACGCCUGAAUAUAUCCAGGAGAAGAAUGCCCACACUUCCCAUUUCCGAGACGCUGAAGUAUGGAUCCGCAGAUGUUUUGUUUUGGCGAAGUUAUAUCGUGUUUCUGUUUAACUCGUUCAUAUAGAAUUUAGUGUUAUGGAUAACUCUUAUCACUGAGUGUUUCAGAAAAUAGUAUGUUUUAUUACAAAAUAAUAAUGAUAUAUUUUCUCCUUAGGCGAAAAAAGUGGAUGAAUAUUAUUGUGUCAUGUGGAUAAAAUAUAAAACAAACUUGAUGGUAUUUAAAAUAUUACUUGUUGACACUAUUUAAAUAUAUCAUCACAAAGAUUACGUUGUAAAAAAAUAAAAAAGUAAAAACUAAA